AUGGUCGCAGUGUCGGGGAUAUGGCUCCUCUGCCUGUCUCUAGCCAGCCUUUCACAGACCACUGCCGCAACAGAGUCGAAGCAUGGCACUUCGGCGUCGCGUUCCGAUAGCUUCUUGUUCCAGUCUAGAGCUAUUUACCCCAAAGGCGUAAAGCUCAACUCCACGUCGGAAGACGCCACGCUCGCGGAAGCUCUCAAGCUUGUUCAGGAAGCUUCCAAGCAGCAGGGCGACUACAACGCGCACCGCGUGGCCAACCCCAAGCGCAACGAGGAAAUCUCCAAGGCCUCAGCUGCGCGCAGCAAGAGAACUGCCAACGCCGGGCCUCGGGCUCCGACGCUGACUCCUGCGCUGCGCAAGGCAGCGGCCAUAAUCGCCGAGCAUCAGGCCAAGCAAAAUGCCAACAAGACACAGCCAGAGUACCCCCAACCACGUCAUCUCAAACCGCGUACUGGCAGCAGCAGCGGCAGCCUCGACGCCCGUGACUUGACGUCAAAGUACUGGUUGCAGGACAUCAAGCACACUGGACUGGCGCCCAUGGGGGCCAACAGCUCAUGGCCCGUCUUUCGAGACGUGACCAACCCCAUGUUUGCGGGCGGCGCCAAGGGAGACGGUGUUCACGACGACACGGAUGCCAUCAACGCUGCCAUCGCCUACGGCGGCAACUGCGGCGAGGGCUGCCUCUCCUCCUCGGUCAAGGGCACGCUUGUCUACUUCCCUCCCGGAAAGUACCUGAUUUCCACUCCCAUCAACACCAUGUACUACUCGCAGCUCGUGGGCAACGCCAACGACGUCCCUACCAUCGUCAUCAGCAAGGACUUUGUCGGCCUGGGCGCCAUCCAGAGCGACGUCUACAUUCCCAACCAAAACGGCGACGAGUGGUACAUUGAGCAGUCCAACUUUUACCGCCAGACGGCCGCCUUCCACUGGCAGGUGGCCCAGGCAACCUCCAUGACCAACGUCUACAUCUACACCAGCACGGAUCCCGGCACCAACCAGAUGGGCCUCUUUACGGAAAACGGCAGCGACGGCUUCAUGUCGGACGUGUACAUUAGCGGCGGCAAGUACGGUAUUUGUACGUUGGCUAUCACGUUGAUAGUUAUGGAAGCAGAUUAA
This is a messenger RNA of Metarhizium brunneum ARSEF 3297, 1113 nucleotides long. The record is from RefSeq and is a predicted model, not a curated record. Lineage: Eukaryota; Fungi; Ascomycota; Sordariomycetes; Hypocreales; Clavicipitaceae.